Messenger RNA from Myotis lucifugus (little brown bat), 948 nucleotides. RefSeq names its product FK506 binding protein 2 (gene FKBP2). Gene Ontology annotation, molecular function: peptidyl-prolyl cis-trans isomerase activity. Lineage: Eukaryota; Metazoa; Chordata; Mammalia; Chiroptera; Vespertilionidae. The record is from RefSeq and is a predicted model, not a curated record. Gene Ontology annotation, biological process: protein peptidyl-prolyl isomerization. The transcript has 6 exons. Bases 449 to 871 code for a protein of 140 amino acids.
CGGUCACCCGACACGGGGCCAGUCUGGGUCGCUUCCGCAGACCCCCGAGGGCUCAGAGCUGGGGAGGCGCCCCGGGCGGAGGCACAGGGUCGGCCUGGGGGAUCUCCCCAGAGGACCGGGGCUCCCCGGAGCCACCCAGCGGCGAUGUGUGGGUGCCUCGAGGCCGAUCCCCUGCAGCGGCGGCCGAGGUGUGGGUGUGCUGGGCAAGGGGCAACUGGGUUUGGCGUGAGUGGUGUCGCCCGGUCAGGGCAACUGCUGUGCAGCCAGAUAGGGUCUGGACUUUGCGUAAAGGGACGGGUGGGAAUUGAAGAACGGAGUUGGGGGCCAGGAGGGAAGGAAGGGCUGAGGGUGAACAAAGGGGCGGGGCCCUGGCUGCUGUGGCCUCCCCUUACCCCCUCCCCCCGCUGCUGGGGUCCUCGGGCAAGCCCCCUUCUCCCUGGACUGAGACAUGAGACUCAGCUGGGUCCUGACAGUACUGUCCAUCUGCCUGAGUGCCCUGGCCACGGCUGCGGGGGCCGAGGGCAAACGGAAACUGCAGAUCGGGGUCAAGAAGCGGGUAGACCACUGUCCCAUCAAAUCGCGCAAGGGGGAUGUCCUGCACAUGCACUACACGGGGAAGCUGGAAGAUGGGACGGAGUUUGACAGCAGCCUGCCCCAGAACCAGCCCUUUGUCUUCUCCCUGGGCACGGGCCAGGUCAUCAAGGGCUGGGACCAGGGGCUGCUGGGGAUGUGUGAGGGGGAAAAGCGGAAGCUGGUGAUCCCAUCAGAGCUGGGGUAUGGAGAGCGGGGAGCUCCCCCAAAGAUCCCAGGUGGUGCAACCCUAGUGUUCGAGGUGGAGCUGCUCAAAAUCGAGCGACGUUCAGAACUGUAGCCAAGCUGGGGAGGGCUGGUGGAGAGACCCCCAUCAGGGACCAGACUGUUUAAGAAAAAAAAAAAUCUUAAAGCUCA